AACGUCACACCUUAAUUACACCACUGUAUUCCCAGCUCCGACUACACAAAGACAGCUCCAAGAAGCCUCGGAAAAUGUAUUCCAACUCCGGCCACUCUAACGGCUUCCACCACGGCGACUCUUCCUCCGAAAAGCGGCCUGGAACCGUCCAGAAAGGCCGCCCCCGCCGGGGAAGAGCUAGCAGGUCCUCCAAUGGCGGCGGAGUGAGGGUUUCUGAAGAUGAGCAGAUGAAGCAAGUGGAGGGACUUCCUUGUACCGAUUUUGACAUGGCCUACUUUCAAUCGUACUCGCACGUUGGUAUUCAUGAAGAAAUGAUCAAGGAUAGCGUGCGGACUGAAACUUAUAGGGCGGCGAUUAUGCAACAUCAGAGUUAUAUUGCUGGCAAAGUUGUAAUGGAUGUUGGCUGUGGCACUGGUAUCCUCUCCAUAUUUUGUGCUCAGGCUGGUGCUAGGCGGGUUUAUGCAGUUGAUGCAAGUGACAUAGCAGUGCAGGCCACAGAGGUUGUUAAGGCUAAUAAUUUAUCGGAUACUGUUAUUGUAUUGCAUAGUAGAGUUGAGGAUGUUCAAAUUGAUGAGGAUGUGGAUGUUAUUAUUUCUGAGUGGAUGGGAUAUAUGCUUUUAUACGAGAGCAUGCUUGGAAGUAUAAUUUAUGCCAGAGAUCGGUGGUUAAAACCUGGAGGCCUUAUACUGCCAUCAAAUGCAACAUUGUACAUGGCACCUGUCACUCACAGUGACCGAUACAGUGCGAGCAUUGAUUUCUGGCGCAGUGUAUAUGGAAUUGAUAUGUCAGCGAUGUUGCCAUUAGCUAAACAGUGCGCUUUUGAAGAGCCAUCGAUUGAGACAAUAUCAGGAGAGAAUGUUUUGACAUGGCCGGAAGUGGUAAAGCAUGUAGACUGCCUCACGGUUUCAAUUGGCGAGCUCGAGUCUGUCACAAAAAGUUACAAGUUCAAGUCAAUGAUGCGAGCUCCGUUGCAUGGUUUUGCAUUCUGGUUUGAUGUGGAGUUUUGUGGGCCUGCUACCGCCAUGCAUGGUCUAGUGCCCUCAAAUUCUGAUGAUAAUCAAGUGAAUGAUGGUAGCCAGAGGAAGAAACGUGCAAAUCCAAAUGAAGCACUUGUACUGUCCACGGCACCUGAGGAUCCUCCAACCCAUUGGCAGCAGACAUUAAUCUACUUCUAUGACCCAUUAGAGGUCGAACAAGACCAAAUAAUUGAAGGCUCUGUUACUUUGUCACAAAGCAGAGAAAACCGUCGGUUCAUGAAUAUUCGCCUCGAAUACGUUUCAGGUGGGCGAUCCUUUGUAAAAGAGUCGGUGAUGAGGUGAUAUCUAUUCUUUGCUUUGUUUCUUGAUGUGUAGUGUCUGUGAGCCUUCUUGAGGCUUAACCUUCCUGAAACAAUUUUCCAAGCAACUCUAGGAAUUACUACUCAGACUAACAUUUUUAGAAUUUGAAGUGUCUGGAAGCUGCUGGUUUGGUUGACCUAAGAGACAGUUGACUCUUGACCGUGUUUUUGCUUUGCGAUUGCUUGAUUCGAUUUCUUCGUCACAUUGUCUUCUCUUCGGGAAAGAUGUAGGCUAAGAUUGAUACAAGACUCCAUGAAGAAUUCUUUUAUUGAAAUGUAAUACUACAUUGAUAUUACAAUUGUAGGACUUAUCCCCUUCAAAUUCUCAAGGACGAGUAUUUUUCCAUCAUGUAAGAUUAUAGAACUCCCACCAUUUAUUUUUUAAAUGCCCAAGUUCAAUCUAGAAGUAUGAUCAUUUUCUCUCUC
This is a messenger RNA of Cucurbita moschata (crookneck pumpkin), 1762 nucleotides long. RefSeq names its product probable protein arginine N-methyltransferase 6. The transcript has 13 exons. Gene Ontology annotation, molecular function: protein-arginine N-methyltransferase activity. Bases 75 to 1319 code for a protein of 414 amino acids. NCBI's taxonomy places the organism in Eukaryota, Viridiplantae, Streptophyta, Magnoliopsida, Cucurbitales, Cucurbitaceae. The record is from RefSeq and is a predicted model, not a curated record. Gene Ontology annotation, biological process: peptidyl-arginine methylation.